This is a messenger RNA of Caretta caretta (loggerhead turtle), 10106 nucleotides long. RefSeq names its product ciliary rootlet coiled-coil, rootletin (gene CROCC). Gene Ontology annotation, cellular component: centrosome; centriole. Gene Ontology annotation, biological process: centrosome cycle. Lineage: Eukaryota; Metazoa; Chordata; Testudines; Cheloniidae. The record is from RefSeq and is a predicted model, not a curated record.
GCCUGCCCUCCGCCCGGGGGGCUCCCUGCCCGUGGGUCACAUGCGGGAGCGGGACUUAAUCCUAAGCCCCAAUUCCCGGUUGUGGCGCCGUGGGCGCGGAGCAGCCGCUGUCCCCGGGGCAGAGCCCGCGGGUGGCCGCCGGCGAUGGGACGCUCCUGAGCCGCUAGCAGCCGGGGAGAGGGGCUGGGCCGGCUGGUGGGGGGCUCGCGGAUCUCUCGGGGGGACCCCCCCUCCCCAUGAGCGCCCCCGAGCGCGCAGCGGACGCCGAGCUGAAGCUGGAGGCGGUGAUCCAGAAGCUGGAGAGCAGCGUGCUGACCUCAGGGGAGGGGAAGAGUUUUACCAUUCGGAGCAGCUCUGAGGACGCGCCACCCACCCGCCUCCUCGCCCGGAUCCGAGAGAUCGUCGCCGAGAACCUGUCGGAGCAGGAGAGCCCAGCAGCCUGCCCUGGGGAGAUGUCGUCGCUGCUCUCCCUCCAGGAGGAGAACCGCAUCCUGCAGCAGGAGCUGUCCCGUGUUGAGGACCUGCUGGCGCAGAGCCGGGCUGAGCGCGAUGAGUUGGCCAUCAAAUACAACGCCAUCAGCGAGAGGCUAGAGGAGAGUUUGCGCCUGAAGGGGACGGACCCGGUGACCAAUGCUGACGAAUCCCCAUUGGAGGUUGGAUGGCUCCUGGGUGGGAGCUCCCUUACUGAGCUGGAGCAAGCCAUCAGCUGGAGUUGUCGGGGGUUGGGCACCAACCGCUUGGAAGAGAUGGAGCUGAGGAGGAGGAACCAAAUGCUGGAGCAGGCCCUGCGGCUGGAGACCGGGGAGCGGGAGUCGCUGGAGAACAAGAGCCUGGCCCAGCAGAACGUCGAGCUGCGGCGCCACCUGGAGGAGGAGCAGGCCGCCUACAAACGCAAGCUCCAGGCCUACCAGGAGGGCCAGCAGCGUCAGGCGCAGCUCGUCCAGAAGCUGCAGGCAAAGGUUCUCCAGUACAAGAAGAAGUGUGGGGAGGUGGAACAGCAGCUGCUGGAGAAAUCAACUGAGCUGGAGCAGCAGAGACUCACGAGCCGGCUGGACAUGACGGACUCGCGCCUGCGCCAGGAUGAAGAGCACAGCAAUGACCUGGAGAACGCGCUCAUCCGGCUGGAGGAGGAGCAGCAAAGGAGCGCCAGCCUGGCCCAGGUCAAUGCCAUGCUGCGGGAGCAGCUGGACCAGGCCAACGCCGCCAACCAGGCCCUCAGCGAGGACAUCCGGAAGCUGACGACCGACUGGACCAAAGCACGCAACGAGCUGGAGCAGCGGGAGGUGGAGUGGAGGCGAGAGGAGGAGUCAUUCAACACCUACUUCAGCAAUGAGCACAGCCGGCUGCUGACCCUCUGGAGACAGGUGGUGGGCUUCCGGCGCCACUUCAGUGAGAUGAAGACCAUGACCGAGAGGGACCUGUCGGAGCUGAGCAACGAGCUGUCCCGGUCCGGCCGCACCAUCCACGCCGCCUGUCUGAACCUGAGCAGCAACUUGCGCCUGUCGGAGAGCAGCGCCAGCGUGGCCCUGGAGAAGCAGGCCCUGCUGCUGGCCCAGCUGGAGGAGCAGCUGAAGGACAAGGUGCGCGACAUGAUCCAGCUGCAGGUCAGGUGUGACAUGGAGAAAGCGGAGCUCGGCACCAGAGUUGCUGAGACGAUGGCCACCGUGGAACGCUUGAAAGCCCAGAACUCGGAGAAGGAGAAGACGGUCGAGACGCUGACCCAGAAGCUGGAAAAUCUGGAGGCUGCGCGGGUGCAGGAGCAGGCAGCGCUGGAGGCCGAGGAGAUCGAGGCCUUGCGGACAGAGUCGGAGAUGCUCCAGCAGACGCUGCGAGACCUUGCUCAGGCCGUCCUGUCCGAUGCCGACAGCGCCAUCCACCUCACAGGCACAGAGCGAACGACGGACGUUUCGGACAGCGACGCCACGGGAUUCAGCCUGCGGGGCCUCUCCUCCAGCCUCCGCACCCCGUCCCCGCUCCGGCGCUCCUCCCCCCGGCGCAGCUCCUCCCCCCGGCGCAGCCUCUCGCCGGCCUUCUCCGACUCCACGCUGGCCGUGGUGCACUCCGCCUUGCAGAAGAGGCAGCUGCAGGUGCAGGACAUCCGCGGCAAGUACGAAGCCAUCCAGGAGCUGGUGGGCUCCCUGAAGAAGCAGCUGGUGGAAAGAGAUCACGAGCGACGCUCCCUGGAGCAGAAGAUCCUGCAGCUGAAGGACGAUGUUGACUGUUCCUUGCGGGCCAAGGAUGAUGCCGUGCGGGAUGCCAGCCGCUUCCGCUCCUCGGCUGACCUGCUGGGCAGUGAGAAGAGCAACCUGGAGCGAAGCCUGCAGGCCCUGCAGCAGCAUGUGGAGGCCCUGCGGCAGGAGAGCGAGAGGCUGCAGCUGGCCAACAGCGACCUGCAGCGGCAGCGAGAACGCCUGGAGGACGAGAAGGAGGACAUCGCCAAGGACAAGGAGCGGGCGCAGAAGGAGAUUGAGCGCGGCCACAAACAGCUGGAGCAGCUGGAAGUGAAGAAAUCCAGUCUGAAAAAGGAGCUGAUGCUUGUUAAGGAGGCUCUGAACAAAGCCACCCUGGAGAAGGAGGUGUCUGAGAAUGAGAAGGUGGAGAUGGCAGAGGCGCUUUCCAAGGCGGAUGCGAGCCGGGCCGAGCUGGAGCUGACCGCCAGCAAGCUGAAGGCGGAGGAGGCCUCGCUGCGCGACUCGCUGUCCAAGAUGAGCUCCCUGAACGAGGGGCUGGCCCAGGAUAAAAUUGAACUCAACAGGAUCAUCAGCCAGCUGGAGGAGGAGAAGGGGGCCGUGUUGGGGCAGAAGCGGGAGGUGGAGCAGGAGAAGGCCUCAAUCCGCGAUGAGCUGGUCCGGCUGGAGCAGGAGAAGCUGGAGCUGGACACGGAGAGGCAGGGGCUGGAGCACUCCCUGCAGGAUGUGGAGCGGAGCCGGGAGAGGCUGGAGAGGGAGCUGCUGGCCCUGCAGAAGGAGAGGGUGCAGCUGCAGGAGCAGCUGGGGCAGCUGUCCCGCCAGAGGAACGCAGCCAGCGAGGAGCUGGGGCAGGCCCGCCGGGAGCAGGAGCGGCUCAGCGAGGCCCUGCUGCGAGCCGCCAGGGAGAAGGAGGGGCUGAUGAAGGAGAAGGCCAGCCUGGUGGUGCAGCUGGCGGCGUCGGAGCGGGAGAACAGGGGGUUGGCGGAGGAGAUCGCUGGGCUCCGGUCGGAGAAGGAUGCCUUGGAGACCACCCUCUUUGACAUCCAGCAGCAGCGUGCUCAGCUGGACGCCCGGAAGGAGCAGCUGGAGGCCGACAGCCAGAACCUGCUCCUGGCCAAGGAGAUGCUGCAGGUGGAGUUGGCCAGCAUCCGCAAGCAGAGGGAGCUGGACGUGACCCGGCUGGAGAGGGAUAAGGAGCUGCUGGCUCAGAAAUUGGCUCAGACGGAGCAGGAGGCCCAGGUCACGCUGAGAAACAAGGAGGUGGCUCAUGAGGAGGACGUGGAUCGGCUCCAGAAGGAGAAGGAGACGGUGCGCCUGGAGUUGGAGUCGGAGCGGGAGGAGCUGCUGCACCGGCUGAGCCACGAGCGGGAGGAGCUGCUGGCCCGCUACGAGGCGGAGAAGGAGGAGCUGAGCGAGGAGAUCACCGCGCUGCAGCAGGAGCGGGACGAGAGCCUCCUGCAGGCGGAGAAUGAGAAGCAGCAGGCCCUGUCCCUCAAGGAGUCGGAGAAGACCCUCCUGUCGGAGAAGCUGGCCUGUGCCCAGCACAGCCUUGCCGGCGUGACCUUGGAGAUGGAGCGGCAGAAGCGAGAGGCCAUCAGCCGGCAGGAGCAGGAUCGGAGCACCAUCAACGCCCUGACCUCGGAGCUGAAGAGCUUGCGGGUGCAGUUGGAAGAAACCGUCGCGGCCCGCGAGCGGGAGGCCCGGGGGCUGCAGGAGCAGGUCAAGGAGCUGGUCAGGCAACGGGAAUGCACCCUCCGCGAGGUGGAGGAGCUAAAGACCCAGCUGCGCAUGGUGGAGGAUGCCCGGGACAGCAUCCGGCGGGACGUGAUCGAGGCCCACCGGAAAGUACGGGAGAGCCAGGAGGGCCAUGAGGUCCAGAGGAAGGACAUCCUGGACCUGCGGCGCAGCCUGAGUGACGAGGCCAAGGAAAAGGAGGCACUGCAGAGCUCCAACCAGGAGCUGCGGGCUGCCGUCAAGCGAGCUGAGAGCGACCGCAUCAGUCUGAAGUGGGCCAACGAGGAGAAGGAGCAGAAGCUGGCCACCCUGGAGGAGGCGCGGGCAGCCGUGGGCAAGGAAGCCGCCGACCUGAGGAGCAGCCUGCAGGAGGUGGAGCGAUCGCGGCUGGAGGCCCGCAGGGAGCUGCAGGAGCUGAGGCGACAGAUCAAGAUGCUGGACAGUGAGAACGCCAAGAAGAACAAGGAGGUGGCAGAGCUGCAGGCCCGGGUGGCACUGGAUGAGCAGCGGGAGGAGGAGAGCCGGCGGGAAUCCUUCGGCCUCAAGCAGAAGAUUGUGGAGAGCGAAGCCAGCAGGGAGUUUGCCAGGAAGGAGCUCCACAACCUGCAGCGGAAGCUGUCGGAACAGGAGGGCGAGUUCCAGGUGAGGGAGAAGGACCUCCUGGGCAGCCUGGAGGAGGCCCGCGGCAAUGAGAAGAAGCUGCUGGACAACGCCCGCAACCUGGAGAUCAAGCUGGAGAACGCGCAGGCUGAGGCGGCGGAGCUGAGCCUCCGGCUGAGCGCCGCCGAGGGCCGUGCCCUCGGCCUGGAGGCUGAGCUGGCUCGAGUGGAGGGGUUGAAGCGGGACGUGGAGUUCAAGCUGGGGAGCCUGCAUUCCGCCCUGAGGCGCACCCUGGGCAUCAGCCGGGGCGGCCGGGCCCCCAGCCCAGCCAUCAGGGGGCGUAGCAGCUCCCCCAAAAGACUCUUCUCUCCUACCAAAGGUGACAACGCGUACAGCACCACGGACGGGCGCGGCAGCCCCACCCCACAGGCGGGCAGCCCCGAGCGCAGCCCCAGCUCGCGCCCUCUGUCUCCGGAGCGCGCCCUCUCGCCCGGCCGCAGCGAGCAGCUGGUGGCGGAUAUCGACCCUGAAGUGGUGCGGGCCGCCCUCCGGGACUUCCUGCAGGAGCUGCGGGAGACGCAGCGCAAGCGGGAUGACCUGCGGGCCCAGCUGGGCAGCCUGACCCGCCAGCUGGCUGAGAUGGAGUCGGAGCGGGACAGUGCCAGAACCCGAGUGCAGCAGCUGCAGAAGCUAGUGACCGAAAGCCAGGAAGGGAGGCGCAGCGCGGAUGGCAAGCUGAGCAGCGCCCAGACCGCCCUCCUGCUGCAGGAGGAGACCCUCCGCCGCAACGACCGGGAGCGCAAGGCAUUGAUGGACAAGGUGACGGCGCUGGAGCGGAGCCUGCAGUCGGCAGACAGCGACCGGCGAACCACCCAGGAGAAGAUCAGCAAGAUGAAAGCCAACGAGGCCAAGCUGGAGAACGACAAGCGGCGCCUGAAGGAGGUCCUGGACGCCUCGGAGAGCCGCUGCACCAAGCUGGAGCUGCUGCGGCGCUCGCUGGAGGGGGAGCUGCAGAGGGUGAAGCUGGUGCUGAGUGACCGCGAGGUGGAGAUCCAGGUGCUGCAGGACCGCGGUGACACGCUGCAGAGACAGGUCACCGACAGCGAGAUGAAGGCCAACGCCCUGCAGCUGUCUGUGGAGCGACUGCACCUGACCCUGGCCAGGGCCGAGGAGGGCGAGAGCGCCCUGAAGGACAAGGUGCAGGGCCUGGCCCUGUCUCUGUCAGAGAGCAGUGCCAAUGCCGGUGCCAGCCAGGAGAAAGCGCUCCAGCUGCAGAAGGCGCUGACCGCCAGCGAGCAUGACCGCCGAGUGCUACAGGAGCGGCUGGACGCUGCCCGUCAGGCGGUCUCAGAAGCCAAGAAGCAGAACAGCGGGCUGGCCGACCGGGUCCAGGUGCUGAAAACUGAGCAGCUGGAGCUGGAGGUGCAGAAGGAGGAGCUCGAAGGGCAGGUCCGGCAGCAGCAGGAGCUGGUGCACCAGUGCCAGGAGAGCGAGAGCGCGGCCCUGCGGAGCCUGCAGAAGCUGCAGGAGGACAAGCACCUGCUGCAGGAGCGGCUGGGCAGCCUGCAGCGGGCGCUGGCCCAGCUGGAGAGUGAGAAGCGGGAGGCGGAGCGCUCCUCCCUGCGGCUGGAGAAGGACAAGAUGGCCCUGAAGAAGACCCUGGACAAGGUGGAGCGCGAGAAGCUGAAGACGCACGAGGAUUCGGUGAGGCUGUCGGCAGAGAAGGGCCGGCUGGACCGCUCCCUCAACACGGUGGAGCAGGAGUUGGCGGAGGCUCAGCGGCAGAUCCAGCUGCUCGAGGCUCAGGUAGCGGAGAUGGAGCAGACCCAGUCCCAGAGCCUGGUGGAGACGGCCAUGCGCCAUCGGCAGGAGCUGCAGCUGGAGAUCGAGCGGCUGCGCGGCUCCCAGCUGCAGGCAGAGCGCACGCUGGAGGCCAGGGAGCGAGCACACAGGCAGCGUGUCAAGGGGCUGGAGGAGCAGAUCUCGACGCUGAAGGAUCAGCUGCAGCAGGAGCUGCAGCGGUGCCAGUCCCAUUACUCUCACUCCUCCCUCCUCUCAGGGAACUAGGCUCCCUGCCACUCACUAGCGACACUGUGACCAAGGAGCCUUCAGCGCUAAGCCCCCUCCGGCUUUAUGCUCCAGCCCUGCGGUGGGGAAAUUGGGUUUGUAUAGAGGGGGGAUGCCCCUGCCAUGGGGACCACCCUCCCCAUACGGCCCUGUGGAUUCCUUGGGUGCUCAGCCCUAUACAAAAGACAAGGACGCACACACGUUCCCCUGAGCGUGCAGCGAGUCAGGGCCCCAGUGGGUUGACGUGGAAUCGGGGAGCGUCUCAGAGCUGCUAAGUUGCCUUCUCCAUGAACGUAUCGUUACUGAUACACUAUGAAUGAAAAGUAGCUUGGUAAUCAGUGACAACCGUCAGCCUGGGUCUGAUUUUCAGCAGCGCUGAGCACCCCCAGCUCAAAAGUACAGUCCAUUGGAGCUAGGGAUGCUCCGCGCCGGGAAAUCAGGGCCCCGGUGGCCUUGCUUAGAAGCCACCUUCAAUCCUUUUGUAGCAUCUUUCCAAUGGCGGGUGAAUUGUUACACUGAAUAGCAGCCCCCUUCCUUCUGAAGCGGGGAUAGAAGGUAACGUUGGCUAGUAUUCAGAGCAGGGGUGUGAGGACUCCUGGGUUCUCUUCCUGACGCUGACACAUCGUAUGAUUGCCUCACUCUGUGCCUCAGUUUCCCCAUCUCAUGCAAGGCUAAUAAUACUGACCUCAUAGAGGAAUUCUGAGGCUUAACUAAUUACCCGUGAUGUGCUUUGAGAUCCUCUGCUAGAAGGUGCUCUGCAAUGGGUUUAUUCGUAAGCAAUAUUAUUAAGUUUAACAGAAACAGUGGCUUCUUUGUCCAGAGGGUCAUGUUGGGGGCUAACAUUUAAAAUGCACCUCUGAAGAGGAGAGUGCAUUUGCAGGCCGACGAUUGAAUGCCCCUGGGUGACUGGAGACCAAACAUGGGCUCAGUCACCAGUGAAAUGGGUUUGCUGAUCUGUGUUGUCCCGCUAUUUCAUUAACCUAAAAGGCCCCUUUAAGCAAAAAUAUAUUUUGGGGGUGGGUGGGGACCAAAAAAAAAAAAAAAAAUCUACAACCAAGCUGAACUAGGUCUUGCAAAACCAGCAUUUACCUUCUCAGCAAGGACAUUUCUGCCAUUCCAUUUUUUAAAAAAACAGGACUUUCCUAAGGGUAAUACGCUCAUGGAGGAGAAUGUAUAUUUGAUACAUGUCAUUUUCUACUGCAGUUUUUACCAGAGGUUUGGAAACUUUUCAAUACUUUGUCCUAACCUGCUUCUGCAGCUCUGGUUCAUCCAAUGUGGUGUUGCCCAGAAGCCCCAUAACCCUUUCUAUAAAAUGGAAGGUGGAAGAUUUUGUUGUAUCAAGGAUGUGAGUGUUUGAGUUGGGUGCUCUGCUCUAUGCUGGCCUUCCCAGUUUUUUUUCUCUUAGAGCAGAGAAGAGUCAGUUUCACAGAACCCAAGUCUAAACAGCUGUUGAAUGUUUGCUCCUCCUUUCCAGAUGUUUUCUCCUUUCCAGGAGCAUCAUGCUCUGCUUGAGCAUGUUGUCUGAGAAUGUACCCAUAGCGUGACUGUGUGUCCAUUACCAUCUCAGGGCCCCGCUUCUCCCAGCACCCUUCUCACAUCCAGCGCCUGCACUGGGACGGCUUAGUGUAGUAAGCAAUAUGUGCUCUAAGUACACCCUGAGCUUGUAGCUGCUUCCUGAAACCAGUAGGUGAAUAAACUCCACCAUCAGAGCUAUAGUGAUUAUUUGUGCCAGCCAAAUCCUAGUUUACUGCAGUGCUAGUGAUCAAGGCGUGGAAAGUUGAAUGACCCUGAAACCCAGAAGAGCUGAGAUAACUGGGUUAGGAGACAAAUUGACCCUGAAGAAGUUCUUUUUCCACAAUAGUAACAAGUUGAUCAUUAGUGUCCCUUAGAGUGAGUAGCCUUGUCCUCAGUGUCUAUUUAAAGAGACCCUGCCAGCUUGGGUACUGAUGUCUGAAAAGUUUUAACUUAUUCCAGGUAACACCAAGAUCAUGAGCAUUUAUUUUUCUCGAAGUUUAGUUUGUGAAGUUGACAGCACUGUGUGUUUAGUCAGUUUCACUGUGUCCCUUGUUUUAUGGGGGGGUGGGUUAAGAUCGGAAAGUGUGAUUGUUAAACGCCACGCCUUUGAGCCAGCGGUGGCCCCGUCACUCAGUUUGAUGAGCAGAGCUGUCUAGGCUAAUUACAGGAGCAUCUCUUCAGACUUUUCUCCUGCCAUAUUGGCUGCUCUGGUUGUGUGUCAAAUGAAAGAAUCGGCUGAAGAAGGGCAGCUGUUAAAUUAGAGCAGGAGAAGGAACUGUACCUAGUGGAGGUGGCAUUUGCAGGGAACUUUUCUCUAAUAACCACUGUCCCGGCUUUCUUGGUAAGGUGACUAGAACAGCACCCAGAGGGCUCUGACCUUAGCCCCCAGCACUAGUGUAACGUAACCCCCACUAGCACAGAGUUCUGCCCCCCCCCGGCCCGUGCAGCUGGAAAGGAGGAAGUCAAAUUAAGUCCAUAGAGGCAGCCCAGGGCAGAAGUGAGCCUGGCUCACUCAGCCAUAGCAUAAGCUGUUUACUUAGAACGCCUGGCCAAGCUCUAGCUUAUCUGGGGCCCAGGCAAGCACCUUCUCAGCUCCAUUCACAAGUCAGAUGACCUAACUUUUGCUCUAGGCUCCGAGUCAACCUAGGCCCUUUCCCUCGCCUGCAUCAGCACUAACGCUUCUGCAGGAACCGCCCUCGGUCUGUCCGUGCUCAGUGACACAGGUGUAACUGAUUGGAAUCCAGCAAACAGCUCUGAGGCUGCCCAAGGAAGCCAGAAUGCACGUGUCCCUUUCAGACGGUAUUAGCCCUGCAGGAGCCAAGACUUAAUUACAAAAAAACAAAAAAAACACUAAAAAACAGCACGCUUUCAGGCUGUAGUUUUUUUAGUCCUUUCACGCCUGGAAAAAUUUCUCUCCCGGCCAGUCUGUGACACUAAAUUGACAAGGCUCAGGCUGAGCACCCACGGCAGCAGCGUGCUAGGAGGGUGUUACUGAAAUCCUGGUUCUCUAGCACAAAAGUUUUCUUACAGAUGGGUGGAUGGUUUUCUUUUUAAAGUGACCAAGUUUUCUACUAGAAAUUCCUACUUUUUGUUGUUGUUUUUCACUUACGUAACAAUUAAUCAUGCCAGGAAGAGGGUUUUUUUUUUAUAGAUUAUAUUGGUACUUUCUUGAUGAAUUUGGACAUUGGGGGAGGAAAAAGGAGAGCUUGCCCCACACGGGGUUGGUGCUGCGGGGAAUGUCAGACUGUCAACUAGCUCACCUGGCAUUUGAAGUCCCUAGUGGUCAGUUCCCUGGAAGCUUAGGCAAUGGAAAGACCAACCAGGGAACUCUGUGUCUCUGCGUCAGAGUUUGUCCAAAGUUUGUAUAAAUGUUUUACAGGGGGAUUUAAAAAAAAAACCACAACACACCACAGACAGGACAGUGCUCAGCCUGUCUCCCCGCUUUUGCUGUCAGGGAGCGGCACCCGGUCCAAAGUCACAUUAAACAGGAAGAAAAAUGUG